Molecule: messenger RNA, 2828 nt
Organism: Daphnia magna
Lineage: Eukaryota; Metazoa; Arthropoda; Branchiopoda; Diplostraca; Daphniidae
Exons: 3
Coding region: 878-2008 (376 amino acids)
Source: RefSeq, a predicted model, not a curated record
CGCGCAAUUCGUACGAUUAACGUUGAUUGACCGUUGAAUUUAUAUUACUAGUAAUUUUUAGCAAUGUAGAUCCGUUUGCUUGCAAGGAAGUCCCGUUGGAUUUUGAGUAUUCAUAACAGAUUGAUCAUUGAAUAAUUUCAGAAACUUCUCAGUCAAGUGGCCGAAGGGAUUAAGAUGGAAAACUUGUAUGGCGAUGAUUUUGAGCUCUUGUUGGACGAAUGUGAAUCUAGUUUCUUCGUGGAUUUUGACAUUUUCCCGUUUGAUGAAAACCUGGAAGAAGAAAAGCAUAAAAUCUCCGUGCCUAGGAUCAAAAUAAAACAAGAACAAGAGCUGUGUUUUGAAUCCCAAGGGAGAUCCACACACAUCCAUUUCAAAGAGGAACCCACCUUCGAUUAUUUAAAAGAGGAAUUCAAACCCAACCUGAACAAUUUGCUGGAGGAGGCACUACAGUUAAACCGGGAAUUACAAAAGGACUUUGAAGGCAUUAUUUAUGGAUUUAAAGAAACUCUACAGUUUAACCUCCAAAAGCAAAAUGAGUUGGAAGUAGAGAUAAUAGAGUUGAGAAAUAGAGUUUCUCAAACAGAGAAAACGGAAAAUGAAAAAAGAGUUAACAAAAAGCCACCAUUCACAAUCUCAUAUUUUGGAGCCCCAUACUUCAAGAGCAAUUUAGUUCUGGAAGGAAUUCCUCCAAUGAAUGGAGAUGCAGAAAUUGCAAGGAAAUUAAAUUUCAGACCCAUUAUGUUUCCGUCAAAGAGGCUAAGGAUGACUGACUGCGAAGAAAUGAAGUUGCAAGAAGCCGUGAAAUCGGAAGUCAUACGAUUAGCAUUGGAACUCAAAAUAGAGCCCGAAGAAGAAAGAUUGGAAAAAGAAAUUGGCAAUGCAGAAAAAAAAAGGAGGCAGCACGAAAACUACUGAGGUACUUCUGACAAAACUAAAACGGAGAAUCAGCAGUCUUGGACAAAACGAACGCGAACUAUUCAAAGACACCACUAUUCAUCGUAUGGAUCUCAUCCGAUGGGAUUUAAUUGCCUUUGUGGUAUUUCCAACUAAAUUUGAGUAUACUGGCGAAUUUUUACGACUUUGGUGGAAAAAUUACCUUCGCCCUGAUUUAUUGAAAGGAGAAAAAGGCGUCAAAGAAAAGCAAGCCUUUAAAAGACUGCUUGCAAACGUUGACUUGAAUCAGGGCGUGUCGUGGCCGGAAAUCGCAACAGAAUUGGCUCGUAAAACUAGAAGUAAGCUACAGCGAUCUGCUUUCGAUUGUUUUUCUUACUUCCAACGCCGUGUGAAUGAACAAAAUCGCAUAUUCGGCUGGUCAAAGGAAGACGAUGCCAAGUUAAACUUAAUUUUCAACCAGCAUGUAUAUGUUGAUUGUAAUGGACUAGCCAGAGUCGACUGGGAGGGAAUUCGACCACAUUUUCUCGGUCGAACAGUAGCGCAAAUGUGGAGCCACUUGAAGUACGAUGCACGCGUUUCCUAUACCUUUCCGAAUUUAAGAGUCUCAAACGUUGAAAGCGGUCGAAAACAAGCACUUGCUAGAAAGGUUGAAAUCACUCCUAAGUCGAAACCCCGUGGAAGACCCACCCGAGUCAAAAUCCCACUAGAUGGUGAACUCCAGCAGUUACUCCGACCCAUGGGAAUCAUCAAGCUGUACCGUCAGCGCAUUAUCUCGCUGCCGGGCGAUGGUCGUAGAAACGGCCCAGUGCUCGCUUCGCUCUGUCGCUUGUUGGGCAUCCAGUUCGAUACGACAAAGCUUCCCAGUGUGGAGAAAGGCGUAUGGAAUCCUACUACCAUACAUGCAUUUUAUGCUUCUGGAAUUGAGGCAAAAGACCUUCAUUCGUACAGGGUUCUGCUGGAUAUGAUUGCUGAAUUUCCAAUAGAACACGAUGCCUACAGCACACGCUACUUGUCUGGUGAGAGGCCGCCGCUGGAAUCACUUCUGCCCCCUUCUCCUUCACACACUGGCUGGGCUCAGGGGACUAUUACUUUGGAGCGAGUCCGUAGCACAUGAGGUGGAAGAAAAGUUUGUAAAACUGGAAAAGGUCGAAGCAGCUGAAGAUUUGUACGAAGCAACAAAUGUGGACAUUCAAGACCUGCAGAUCGAAGACGUUUUCGGAGAUCCGGAAGCUGACAAACGGUUGAUGUUUUUCUUGGAAAGCAUUUUUGGUUUGACAGGGGAAAUGGCGGGCGUCUGGUGAAGAGUUGCGGUUACCGCCAUUCAAUUUUAAAGCCUUAAAGUUUUCGUUCUGAAAUUUUUUGUUGCGAAUUUUUUUAUGUUCUUUUACUUCGAGGUAUUGCGAAAGCAAUCGCAUUCCACCCAGUUGAUGUCAAAAUUUAAUUACAGAAGCAUUUAAAAAUUCUCAUUCCCAAAGAAAAGAAAUUAAAUAGAAAAGAAAAUGGCCGACAAGGAGGGCAAAACUUUUGCAUAUCUUUUUGAUAGCUCUCCGGGUGUAAACAGUAAAAAUGUACGACACAUAAAGAGUUUACAUGUAUAGUUACAUUUGUGUGCUUAUGUUUUUCUUUACCUUUUGAAUUGUCAUAUGAUUGAUGUAUUCCUUCGCUGUGCCUAAAUAGGAAAAGAGUGCCGAUGACAUGGUCCUAUUUCUUUUAUUGAACAAUUAAAAGCUAUGCACUUCCAGAGACAACAAGGAUUUGUACAUUUACAUACGUUGGUUUGGGUUUAAGCUCCUCUUUCCAUUUCGAUAGGCCUGAAGUGGCCUCGCAUUUCUUUUUCCAUUUCAAGAACUUUGCUCUUGUAUUUAGAGGCUAAUUCAGGAUUCUGUGCUACUCCAUCACCUUUGGAAUACAUUCUACUUACAUUGGCACAAGCA